This is a messenger RNA of Coffea arabica (coffee), 2286 nucleotides long. The record is from RefSeq and is a predicted model, not a curated record. Lineage: Eukaryota; Viridiplantae; Streptophyta; Magnoliopsida; Gentianales; Rubiaceae.
AUGAAGGUGGCGGUGUGGAAUUGUCGAGGUGCAGGAGGCCCCUUGACAAUUCCCCAACUAAAGGAGGUAAUUCACCUCCACUCUCCUAGCAUUGUGUUUUUGUGUGAGACAAAAAACCAGGAAACAUUUAUGAAAAAGGUACGAAAAAGAGUUAAGUUUGAGAAUGGCUUUGUUGUGAGCUCUAAGGGUAGAGCAGGGGAAUUAGCAUUGUUUUGGAAGGAGGAUGUGACAUUGCUGGAUGUACAAGGUACUGAUUGGUAUAUUGAAGCAAGGGAGGUAGAUAAGGACACUAAUGAAUACUGGUGGAUGGUAGGAAUUUAUGCAAGUACGGAGGACAGUGUAAGAAAGCAACAACGGAAGGCUAUAGAGGGAAAAAAGAGGGAAUGGGGUGAGAAAUGGGUGCUGGUGGGAGACUUCAAUGAUAUCUGCUCUAAUGGGGAGAAAUGGGGAGGGAGAGAAAGGUCAGAGGGUAGCUUUAGGGACUUUAAUAGUUUUAUCUCUGGUAAGGAACUGGUGGAUAUAGGAUAUGAAGGGGUACCUUGGACCUGGAGUAAUACAUGGGAGGGGAAGGGUGAGAUAAAAGAGAGGCUAGAUAGAUGUUUAGGUAGUGUGGGGUGGGUGCAGAUGUAUGAGAAAGCAACCUGCGAACAUGUUGAAAAGGAGGCAUCUGACCACUGCCUUCUAAUUUUGGACACAACCCCAUUGCAAAGAAGAGUGAAAAGAAGAUUCUACUUUGACCAACGAUGGGCAAAAGACAAAACAUCUCAUGAAGUAAUCAAAAGAGCGUGGGGGAUAGAACAACAUGGCUCUGGAAUGUUUAAGGUGGCAAGAAGAAUCAAAGAGUGUAGAAUUGCAUUGAUCGAAUGGAAUAGGACAAUUAAAGGCAAUACAAAAGCAAAGAUACAGGAGUUGAAGGAGCAACUAAAAGCACUAAGGGAGGCAGGAGAGAUGUGUAAUAAAGGAGCUACUGCAAACUUGAAACUACAACUAAGCAAAGCAUAUAAGGAGGAGGAGCUUUACUGGAGCCAGAAAUCAAGAAGUAGGUGGCUCAAAGAAGGGGACAAAAAUACAGCCUAUUUCCACCUAAGUGUCAUGGCAAAAAGGAAAAGGAACAGGAUUAGUAUGCUUCAGAAGACAAAUGGUGAGUUGUGUAGGGGCGAACAGGAAAUUGAAGAGGAACUAAACAAGCACUAUACGGAACUCUUCACCUCCACUGAUUCCACAGAAUUUGAUGAAGUGCUGCAAGGCAUACCUCACACUAUUUCCAAUCUUAUGAACGAGCAGUUGAUUAAACCAGUGGAUGAGAGAGAGAUCAAACAAGCUAUUUUUUCUAUGUUUCCUAACAAAGCUCCUGGAGUUGAUGGCUUUUCUAAUUUACUCAAGAAAGCUGUGGAAAGAAAGCAACUAACUGGUAUCAAAAUCAGCAAAGACAGACCCAUGGUCUCUCAUUUGUUUUUUGCAGAUGACUCACUAUUGUGUUGCAAAGCAAGCAAAAAGGAAGCUCUGAAGAUAAAGGAAAUCAUCCAACAAUAUGGCCAAGCUACUGGACAGGUAGUUAAUUUUGAUAAGUCAGCCAUGUUUUUUGCUAGAAAUACUCCCAUCAUGAUUAGAAAAGAGAUUAGUGAGGUGUUGGACAACAUGAGGGAGGCUCAGAGUGGUAAAUAUCUAGGCCUCCCUAUGACUAUUGGGAGAGCUAAAAACCAGGUUUUUGGGUAUUUGAAAAAUAAAAUUCAUAGCAAGUUACAAGAUUGGAAACAUAAGAUGCUUAGUCAAGGGGGUAAAGAGAUACUGAUCAAAUCUGUUAUCAUGACCAUGCCUAAUUAUAUCAUGUCGUGUUUCAAACUUCCUAAAUGUAUGUGUAAGGAGAUUAGUGCUAGAAUUGCUAGAUUCUGGUGGGGGGUGGGGAAAGUGAUAACAAAAUGCAUUGGGUCAGAUGGAGUAAGCUUUCAGAAGUCAAAGGGAGAGGGGGGGUUGGGCUUUAGAGACUUGGAAGCUGUCAAUUUAGCUUUGCUUGCAAAACAAAUUUGGAGGAUCAUCACUAAUCCAAAUUUGUUAGUAAGCAAAGUUUUGAAAGCUAAAUACAUGAAAGAGGAAGACUGGCUGGAACAACAGCCCCCUACCACUGCUUCUUGGUGCUGGAAAAGUAUGCACAAGAGGGGAGAACUACUUCAACAAGGCUUAUGGAAGAGAGUGGGAGAUGGAAGGACAGUGAAGAUUUGGCAAGACGAAUGGAUACCUGGUUCGAUCAAUGGACGAGCAUCAACUGCAAGACCAACAGGAUGCUAG